AAGGUGUAUUAUAUUGUCUUUGAGUGAGUUGAAGAUAGACUCGUGGUGUGACGUUUUCGUUAAGUUGUAUAAUUAAUUAAUGUUGUUUUCAAGCGCAACAAUUUAAAACAUCUGUGAAAUUUUUUUAAAACUCCAAAAUGUGGUGGCAGCUGGUGGCGGCCACGGCGCUGCUCUCUGCGGCGCGGGCGGUCGACAGGAACAACUUCAAGACGUGCCAGCAGAGCAGCUUCUGCAGGCGAUGCCGUGCCGUGCAGGAGGGCCGCUCCCCCUACAAGCUGCUGCUCGACACACUGCAGGCAGACGCAAACAGCGUGCACGCACACGUCGUCAACACGGAGAACUCCGUGCUCUUCACGUUCCAGCUGUACGCUCUCACCGACGACACAUUCCGCUUCAAGAUCAAUGAGUUGUCGCCUCUGAGGCCUCGAUACACGGUUUCUCAGCACGUCCUGGAUAGGGAGCCACGCCUGGCGAGGCUGGAGGUGACAGAGAGGACUCCCGACUACGUGGUCGUCACGGCGGGCCCCAACAAGGUGCAGUUGUUCGGGGCCCCGUUCCGUCUGGACUUCUACUCGCACGGCACGCUCGUGGUGAGCGCCAACGCACGUGGCCUCAUGCGAUUCGAGCAUCUGCGCAGCAAACCACAACAGAAGGAGGGUGAAGAGGGGGCGGCGGACGCGGCUGCCCCGUCCCAAGAUGCUGCGGACACCGACCCGGGCGCGUGGGAAGAGAACUUCAAGUCCUUUCACGACACCAAGGAGUUUGGACCGGAAGCUGUGGCCUUGGACUUCUCUUUUGUCGGCGCGCACCGGGCGUACGGCAUUCCUGAGCACGCAGACUCCUUUGCCCUCAAGUCCACCAAAAACACUGAUCCCUAUCGUUUGUACAACUUGGAUGUGUUUGAGUACGAACUCCACAACCCCAUGGCUCUGUAUGGAUCGAUUCCAUUUCUUGUUGGGCAUGGGGAGGGGCACACAGCCGGCGUGCUGUGGCUGAAUGCAGCCGAGACGUGGGUGGACAUAGCCAACACGGUCGACCAGAACGUGGUGUCCUCCAUAGUGAGCUUCGUGUCGGGCGCGGCCAGCAGUCCCCAGGUGGACGCUCACUUCAUGUCGGAGAGCGGCAUCGUGGACGUGUUCGUGAUGCUGGGACCCGCCCCGCACGACGUGUUCCGCCAGUACACCGCGGUGGCCGGCACCACGCCGCUGCCCCAGUACUUCUCCAUCGGCUACCACCAGUGCCGCUGGAACUACAACGACCAGGACGACGUGCGUCAAGUGCACGGCAAGUUUGACGAGCACGACAUCCCUGUGGAUGCCAUCUGGCUGGACAUAGAGCACACCGAUAACAAGAAGUACUUCACGUGGGACAAGGUGAAGUUCCCCGACCCCACGGACAUGGUGCACAACCUCACCGCCAAGGGACGCAAGCUGGUGCUGAUCGUGGACCCCCACAUCAAGCGCGACAGCAACUACUUCCUGCACAACGACGCCGAGAGCAACGGCUUCUACGUCAAGACCAAGGACGGCAAGGACUUCGAAGGCUGGUGCUGGCCCGGCUCGUCCAGCUACCUGGACAUGUUCAACCCGGCCGUGCGGCAGUACUACGCCUCGCGCUACCGCCUCGACAACUUCCACGGCACCACCAAUGACGUGCACAUCUGGAACGACAUGAACGAGCCGUCCGUGUUCAGCGGGCCCGAGGUCACCAUGAACAAGGACUGCGUGCACCACGGCGGCUGGGAGCACCGCGACGUGCACAACGUCAACGGCUUCAUGCUGAACAUGGCGUCGUACGAGGGACUGCUGGAGCGGUCCAACGGUAAGCUGCGCCCGUUCCUGCUGACGCGCGCCUUCUUCGUGGGCUCGCACCGCUACACGUCGGUGUGGACCGGGGACAACAUGGCCGAGUGGGGGCAUCUCAAGAUCACCAUCCCCAUGUGCCUGUCGCUGUCCAUCGCGGGCUUCUCCUUCUGUGGCGCGGACGUCGGCGGCUUCUUCAAGAACCCAGACCCCGAGCUGUUCGUGCGGUGGUACCAGGCCGGAGCGUUCCAGCCGUUCUUCAGGACGCACUCGCACAUCGACACGAAACGGCGGGAGCCGUGGUUGUUCGACGAGAACACCAUGUCCCUGAUCAGAGAGGCGAUACGCAAGAGAUACUCCUACCUGCCGUACCUGUACACUCUGUUCUACGAGCUGGAGACGUCUGGCAGGCCGGUGAUGCUGCCCCUGUGGGCCGAGUUCCCGGCGGAGACGCCCACCUUCGACAUGGACGACCAGUACCUGCUGGGGCGAUCGCUGCUGGUCCACCCUGUGACUGAUGCUGGCGCCUCGACUGUGUCGGUGUACCUGCCGGGCGCCGACACGCUCUGGUACGCCGUCGACUCCCACCAGAAGUACGUGGGAGGAGGCACCGUCCAGAUCCCGGUCACCAUGAGCUCCGUGCCAGUGUUCCAGCGAGGAGGCUCCAUCCUGGCCAAGAGAGAGAGGGUCCGCCGUGCGGCCAUCCUCACGCUCGACGACCCCUUCACGCUGGUCGUGGCUGUCGACAGGAACAACUCUGCAAGUGGAACUCUGUACAUAGAUGAUGGAGAGUCAUUUGAGUACAGGAAAGGCAAGCAUCUCUAUCUUUCAUUUGUGUUUGAUGGAAAGAAGUUGACAUCAAGGUCCCUGGACGCCGGCCAGCUGCCCAGCAGGACAUGGCUGGAGCGAGUGGUCGUCCUGGGCUGGAGCUCCGGAGCGGCCAGCGCGCUGGUGGAGAGCAGGAGCGUGGGCAGGGUGACGGUGGAGACGACGUACGACCAGGCCUCGCAGACGCUGACGGUGAGGAAGCCGGGUGUCAGCAUGGCCGAGGAGUGGACGGUCUCGCUACAGUAGUUGCAGUAGUUGCAGUAGUUGCAGAGAGAACUGUGGUGGUGCGUCGGGACUUCACCACACAUCCGGCCUUCUGUGUCUUUUACACCCACUCAUUGUGUCCAAGUUUUUUAUCCCAUCUAUUUGGGUGUUUUACGUGGUUUGGUUACAUGGGUCCUUUGUAUAAGAUAAUGUAGUGUUCCUGGAUCAUCGGAGUACAAGUAAUUGAAAUGAUUUAGUGGAAAAUAUUUAGGGGUGCAUGUCUACACGAAACAUUAAGUCAAGUUUCAAGUACCCCACUCAUGCCUAAUUUUAAAUCUCAAUAAUUGGACUGUGGUACAUGAACACAGAAGUCAUUAAAACAAAUUUAAACACUUCAGCAUGCUACAUUAUUUUUUCAGACAGUUUUACUAUGGUAAACAAUGUAGAUAAUUUAAUAUUAGUUUUUUGAAAUAUGUAAUUUACUUUUAUUUUAAUCAACUCAUAGUGUGAGAUAUGUUUUCAAUUGGUUUAUGUUUCGUCACCAUUAUUUUUUGUAUGAUGACCUGUACUUGAGACAAACAAAUUUACCUCCUUGGUUACCGCUUUCAUAAAAUUUUGUGGAAUCCACUGCAGUAAUAUUUUUUUUAAGGGACUACACAAAUAAAAAAAGUAAACAGAGUGUUAAAUAAACUCAAUUAAAAUACCAUGCAUAUUGUAAAUUAUGUAGUAUAAUUUCUGUAAAGUAAAUUAAAUGUCACGCGUGGCUUGAUACACAAACCAUUAACUCAAUGUUAAGAGUACGUAAACCCCAGAUACGAGGGACAGAUACUCAACAUUCCUUGUGCUUCAUUUGUCAUUCAAAAAAGUUAAUUAUAUUUAUACUAGUUCCUCUGCUAACAUUUUGUAAGUGAAAUUCUAGUCGCCUAAUUUUCAGGUAAAAUGACAGUUAUUACAUUAAAAUAUAGGUUAAAGUAGGUUUGUUUGGGUAAUUUAAAAUUUUAAGCUUUAUGAUGUGCAAAAAAAUUAGUGCUAUGAUAAAAUUAAUUGCAUAAAUUUACUGCUGAAAAAAAAAUCAAAACAAAUGUCAAGAUAAAAUUGUUUUUAAUUGUUUGUGAGUAUUUAGACUGCACAUGUGACUAUUUGGAUCACUAUUUUAAGCUUAAAAGUGCAUGUUUCCACAUGAUAAAACGGUUUACAACAUUUUAAAAAAUGUUUUUAACGUAUGCACCACAAAUCAAUUUCAUUCAUCCUCAAGCGCUUUCUCAAACUUCCACAUCAUCACAGCACUUACAACUUGCAUAGUCACCAUUACUCAGUAGUACCUCUUAUUCCACGAUGUUCCUCCGUCGCUUUUAUUGUCAUCUAAUUCAACAUCGCGACUAGUUGUGAGCUCUUAGUUCUUGUAUGUACUUGCAAUUCCUUCGGCCUUGUUCCACAUUGUAUUCCUUUUCUAUUUCUAUGGUGUUGGAAGAAAAAUAGAAAAUAAAGAUUGUGCAUACAAAAGAUGUGGCUAUCACAGUCAUAUUUCAUAGCCCUAUCUAAUGACGAAAGUUGCAAUUUCACAUGAGUCUUCAUUCUAAACUUAAUGUUUAUUUUCAAGGCUGCCAGGCAGUUCAUUUUCGAAAAUGCAGAACUGCGGAACAAUCCCGGAAGUUAUUCAUUUCAAAGCAGAUGAUAAAAACCAGUGCAUUAAAAUCUGCCAACAGUUGCUUCCUUCUUACAUGCUGAGAUGAAAUUGCCACCAAAAUUUUAAUUAGUUAUAGAAGCUGUGAGCUUAGUUGCAUGAACUUAUUUUAUAACAUUAAUGAAAUUUCAAAUUUUUAUUAAAAAAAAAGUUUCUCUUUGAAUUGUACUAUCAACCAUGUUAAAAAGAUUCUUAUUUCAUCCAAAAAAAAACUUAGCACAUACUUAACUUAGGCAGUGAACUGCACAUUACAUUAUCUGAUCUCCAUCUCAUAAAUUACAUUUAAAUAAAAUAUACAAAAAUUAAGUAAGUAUGUCUUUAUCGUAUAAGCCCGUCAAGAAUGAUGCAGUUAGCUCUGUAUUAGAAAGGUAAGCAACAUAAUGUAGCGCUGUGAACAAGCAGUAGAUGCUCCUAAACGUCACAUAGAUUAUACAUGUGUCUUUGUAGGUCGUGAUAUGAAUGAAACAUGCAUAACUUAGCAAGCUUUUAUCCUACCAGAGCUGAAGUUUCAAACAGUGAAAACUACAUCAGUGCUGUUUAUAAAUACCAAACAACAACCUCCAUUACAUCAAACCCAUGCCUCUAGAGUUCAGCUCCUUCUGGCGUGACUUUGCCUUGCGAGCUACACGGAGACAGCGUCCGGGCUGCUGGGAAGAUGCCCAAAGAACUUAGUUCUGUGUUUUGAUCCAAAAGUUCUCUACUUCUUGUGCACCCCUAGACAUUAGACAUUUGUGUAGUUUAAUUUUUGGGUAGUUUGGGUGAAUGAGUUUGUGAUUCUGUCUAAAAUAAGUGGGAUAUCAAUGAAUAUGAUGUAUACAUGAGGUGUUAAGUUGGAUAUUUUUGUUUAUGAAAGUGUGGUUUCAUAUGUGUGGUGGAAAAAAAUGAAAAAAUAAAGUGCUCUGUUUGUUA
Messenger RNA from Bacillus rossius redtenbacheri, 5427 nucleotides. It is a transcript of the gene GCS2alpha, whose product is annotated as neutral alpha-glucosidase AB. Gene Ontology annotation, molecular function: carbohydrate binding; alpha-glucosidase activity. The coding region runs from base 138 to 2876 and encodes 912 amino acids. Gene Ontology annotation, biological process: N-glycan processing; carbohydrate metabolic process. The record is from RefSeq and is a predicted model, not a curated record. NCBI's taxonomy places the organism in Eukaryota, Metazoa, Arthropoda, Insecta, Phasmatodea, Bacillidae. The transcript is spliced from 17 exons.